AUCCCUCUUCAACCUUCUGAUUUCUGGAGGGGCACCUUCAACCUGCUCCGUGGUGCACUGGCAGCGGAUUCCUUUAGUUGUAAAGAACAAGUGAAAACAUUUUUACACAGACACAAUGUCCUUUCUUACUGUCAGCAGGUUAGCACCUAAACUCCUCAAUUCAAAGAAUGCCACCUACUUCCUUGUGGCUGCCAGAAAUGCCAGUGCAUCAACAACAAAUCUGAAGGAUGUUUUGGCAGACCUUAUCCCCAAAGAACAGACCAGGAUCAAGAACUUCAAGCAACAGCAUGGAAAAACCAACAUAGGACAGGUUACUGUUGACAUGGUCUAUGGAGGUAUGAGGGGAAUGAAGGGUCUGGUGUAUGAGACCUCUGUGUUGGAUCCUGAUGAGGGAAUCCGUUUCCGGGGCUACAGCAUUCCAGAGUGUCAGAAGUUGCUGCCUAAAGCUCCAGGAGGUGAGGAGCCGCUGCCUGAGGGCCUCUUCUGGCUGUUGGUCACAGGACAGGUGCCGACUGAGGAGCAGGUAAACUGGGUGUCCAAAGAGUGGGCGAAGAGAGCAGCACUUCCCUCUCAUGUUGUUACCAUGUUGGAUAACUUCCCCACAAACUUACACCCCAUGUCUCAGUUCAGUGCUGCAAUCACAGCUCUGAACAGCGAGAGCAGCUUUGCACGCGCGUACUCUGAGGGUGUCCACAAGUCCAAGUACUGGGAGUUUGUCUAUGAAGAUUCCAUGGACUUGAUUGCCAAGCUGCCCUGUAUUGCUGCCAAGAUCUACCGUAACCUGUACCGCGAAGGUAGCAGUAUCGGAGCCAUCGACUCCAACCUGGACUGGUCCCACAACUUCACCAACAUGCUGGGCUACAGCGAUGCCCAGUUCACUGAGCUAAUGAGACUCUAUCUCACCAUCCACAGUGACCAUGAAGGAGGCAAUGUUAGUGCCCACACCAGCCACUUGGUGGGUAGUGCCCUGUCUGACCCCUACCUGUCCUUCAGCGCUGCCAUGAAUGGUCUGGCUGGUCCCCUGCAUGGCCUGGCCAAUCAGGAGGUGCUGGUGUGGCUGACUGCUUUGCAGAAGGAGUUGGGCGGAGAGGUGUCCGAUGAAAGAAUGAGGGAUUACAUCUGGAACACACUCAAGUCGGGAAGGGUUGUGCCAGGCUAUGGCCAUGCUGUCCUGAGGAAGACUGACCCACGUUACACCUGCCAGCGUGAGUUUGCCCUGAAGCACCUGCCCAAUGACCCCAUGUUUAAGAUGGUGGCCCAGCUUUACAAGAUUGUGCCCGACGUGCUCCUGGAGCAGGGUAAGGCCAAGAACCCCUGGCCCAAUGUGGAUGCCCACAGUGGAGUGCUGCUGCAGUACUAUGGAAUGACUGAGAUGAAUUACUACACUGUGCUGUUCGGUGUGUCCCGAGCCCUUGGGGUGCUGGCUCAGCUGGUGUGGAGCAGAGCCCUGGGCUUUCCGUUGGAGCGCCCCAAGUCCAUGAGCACAGAUGGACUGAUGAAACUGGUGGGAGCCAAGUCAGGCUGAAGAACCACCUGAAAGGAGCUGGGGGUUAGUGUAAGGGGUGGGAGGAUGUGGAAAUAUCAAAAGGCAGAAUUACGUUGACCUGCUGUUAUUUCCAACCCCAGGGAUUCAAAGAGACAGUACACUUUUAAUGUCAUUUCACAUCAUAAGGGCCUUUCAAAUUGUCACACCCAUUAAUGUUUAAGUGUGUUUAGUUAUCCAUUGGCAUGUUUUCCCAUCAUACAUCAUGAGAGGUGAAAACCUCAGAUACACAUACAUGUAACCCCUAGUAGGCCCACACUAUCUACCAUUACAAGUCUGUUAAGAUAUCCCCCUGUGCAGUACCUGGAUGUUUGUCAUUGUGCACUGGGUCUGGAUUGUGAAUAGGCAGUGGCAUUCAAAGGGAACUAUGGGAGUGACUGAUUACACUUCCUUUGAAUUUGUUGAAAGAUCAAAAGUUAAAUACCUGACUCAACGUUUGCUGCUUUUAGCUAAUGCAGUGAUUUGUUUAGAGAUGACGUCCCAAUGAAGACUCAACUUAGUUUCUUCUAUGCAAUGUUCACAGAUGUCAUCCCAACCAGUCUAUCCAUGUGUUUCACUCCCAUUUAUGAACACUCCAGUUUAGGAAAAAAAAAGGUCCUUAUAUGUACAAUCAUCAAGCCGUUCAAGGCACAAAUUGAAAAACAUGAAAAUUAGUUAAAAGAUACUGCUCCUUUAAAUCUUUGGUCUCCCUUUUUCGUCAGCUUAGUGUUUUUUUUCCUUUUCGUUUUAAUAAUGACCUGUAAUUCCCUCUAUGAUCAAAAUAACUACCUUGUCGGUGUAGAAAUUAUUUCCCUCUGCUCUUUUUCGUUGACAUGCUUUCCUAUUUUUAAAGGGCGUCUCUGUUUAAAGGGUCAUAUGAAUGGUAGAGAAUCAGGAAUAAUGUACAGAACAGUAAAAAAUAAAGAUUUCAGCAAAGGGUGUUGUAAUUGACAGCCUGUAGUAAAUCCUUAAGAGCAAGCUUGAAUGCAAAGUGGGAUAAGGGGGCUUUGUAUUUGUUAAAGGUCCUGUGUUAUUUGAGUGUAUGUUUGUUACUUCAUCCCCACAGAAGAGCGCUUUAAACAUUAACUACUCCAAAAUGAGCACUUGCUUGAUUGGAUUUCCUAAUUUGUAGCAGUAGAACCCCUCCCUCCCAGGUUGAUUAUAUCCCUUUUCAUUUUUUUUGGUGUUGAAUAUGUAUAGAACGAUAAUCUUUGGGUUCUCAUUUUGUGGUUUUAUUUAUACUUUGUGUACAUAGGUAUAUAUAUGUAUAGCUUGAAUGUAUAAGCUGUGUGCGAUCACUUGCUUGUAAUAACCACAAUGAUUACCAUAGUUUACCAACAUUGUAGUGGUGUCCAGUCUAACUGUAAUUUUCAGUCUUACUGGUCACUGUGAAAUUCUGACAACGAACAAAAAGAAAAAAACGCAGCUAUCUUGUAUAUACACGAUUUCUUGCCUAGCUCAGUGGGCUUAGUCGGUGCUGUUUUUCAGGUGUUUCACUUGAAUAUUUCAAGCUUGCUCUUAAGUUCUGGGUUUGUCAACACUCCAUUUUUGUGUAGUUAAAGCUCCUGCAUCAUCAUUUCAAAACUGCUCUUGCCGUGUUAGUAGUUCACUCAGAUGUUUGAACCUCUGCUCUGCUACCAGCUGCUAUCUUCCGUCUUGCUUUAUCAGUCUUUACAGUUUGUGUUUUAUUGUAGUGUUCUUUCAUGUGGUGCAUUGUUCGAGAGACGGGGUUAUUUUGAUCGUAGAGGAGCAUAAAGGGUCGGUACAUGGCAACAGGGAGUAGAUGGUUUCAUCAGAGAAACACUUGGGGAAGGAGCUGGAUGGGUCAAACGGGCAAGAAAUGCUUAAAGAGCCAAUAUUGGAAAACCUAACAAAAAAUGGAAAAUAAUAAAGGUUUUUAUUAACACUU
Messenger RNA from Micropterus salmoides (largemouth bass), 3431 nucleotides. RefSeq names its product citrate synthase (gene cs). The transcript is spliced from 11 exons. Lineage: Eukaryota; Metazoa; Chordata; Actinopteri; Centrarchiformes; Centrarchidae. Gene Ontology annotation, cellular component: mitochondrial matrix. The record is from RefSeq and is a predicted model, not a curated record. Gene Ontology annotation, biological process: carbohydrate metabolic process; tricarboxylic acid cycle; citrate metabolic process. Bases 116 to 1525 code for a protein of 469 amino acids.